Molecule: messenger RNA, 2151 nt
Organism: Argentina anserina (silverweed cinquefoil)
Lineage: Eukaryota; Viridiplantae; Streptophyta; Magnoliopsida; Rosales; Rosaceae
Product: protein NRT1/ PTR FAMILY 4.4
Exons: 5
Coding region: 141-1928 (595 amino acids)
Biological process (GO): transmembrane transport
Cellular component (GO): membrane
Molecular function (GO): transmembrane transporter activity
Source: RefSeq, a predicted model, not a curated record
ACAAGUUUGUUUAAAGGAAGUGAGGGUCGGUCUUUGAAUUCACAGAUCGAUUAAAGAUAAAUAGUUUUAUAGCUGCUGUCAAGUGUAAGAGAGUUAACUGUGUAGAGAUAUAUAAGAGUCUGGAACUGAGAGGAGAUUCCAUGUCCAUCUCUGAGGCUGCAGAUGCGGUAGAGGAUAUCUCUGUUGAUUGUAGAGGCAGAUCCUGCAGCAGUAAGCCAGUCAAACAUGGUGGAAUGAAGGCUGCUGUUUUUGUCCUAGGUCUCCAAGGUUUUGAGAUGAUGGCAAUAGCAGCUGUUGGGAACAAUCUCAUCACCUAUGUACUAAAUGAGAUGCACUUUCCACUGUCUAAGUCUGCAAAUAUAGUGACCAACUUUAUAGGGACAGUCUUCCUCCUCUCCCUCUUUGGUGGGUUCCUAUCUGAUUCUUAUCUUGGGAGCUUCUGGACAAUGUUAAUCUUUGGGUUUGUGGAGCUUUCUGGUUUUAUACUGCUCUCAGUUCAAGCUCAUCUCCCCCAACUAAGGCCUCCCUCCUGUAAGAUUAUGUCGUCUGAGUACUGUCAAGAGGCAAAUGGAUACAAGGCUGUCAUAUUCUUUGCUGCAAUUUACUUGGUGGCCUUAGGAAGUGGUUGUCUAAAACCAAACAUAAUCUGUCAUGGAGCUGAUCAAUUCAGGAAGGAGGAAUCCAAGCAAUCGAAGAAGUUAUCGACUUACUUCAAUUGUGCAUACUUUUCCUUCUGCAUGGGAGAACUGAUUGCAUUAACUGUCCUUGUUUGGGUCCAAACACACUCCGGCAUGGAUGUUGGAUUUGGAGUCUCUGCAGCUGCCAUGACAAUAGGACUAAUUUGCUUGCUCUUUGGAACCUCUCUGUAUCGGAACAAACCACCUCGCGGAAGCAUUUUCACGCCAAUUGCUCAAGUUUUGGUUGCUGCAUUUACGAAGAGAAAGCAAAUAUGCCCUUCAAAUACAGAAAUGCUUCAUGGAAACCAAAACAAUGUGCCAAACCACCUCUUUGUCACAAUGUCGCCUAACGUCAUCACUCUCCUCCACACCGAAAAGUUCAGAUUCCUAGACAAGGCAUGCAUCAAAAUAGAAGAUGGAACUGAGAGGACCGAAAGUCCGUGGAGAUUAUGCACUGUAUCUCAGGUGGAGCAAGUCAAAAUAAUAAUCUCAGUUGUGCCCAUUUUUGCCUGUACCAUCAUCUUCAACACAAUCUUGGCUCAACUCCAAACAUUUUCAGUCCAGCAAGGAAGUACAAUGAACGGGAGGAUCACAGGAAGGUUCAAAAUCCCCCCAGCUUCACUCCAAGCCAUCCCUUACAUCAUGCUCAUCUUUCUUGUCCCUCUCUACGAAACUGUCUUUGUACCGACUGCUCGAAAAGUCACCGGAAGGGACUCCGGGAUAUCUCCUUUACAAAGAGUUGGCACUGGCCUUUUCAUUGCCACCUUUUCAAUGGUUUCAGCUGCAGUUAUUGAGAGAAAGAGAAGAAACUCGGCCUUGCAUUUGAACGAAGCUCUUUCGAUCCUUUGGAUUGCUCCACAGUUUCUCAUCUUCGGACUGUCAGAGAUGUUCACUGCAGUAGGGCUCAUAGAAUUCUUCUACAAGCAGUCAUUGGAAGGAAUGCAGUCAUUUUUAACUGCUAUGACGUACUGCUCAUACUCAUUUGGCUUCUAUUUGAGCUCACUCCUUGUUUCUCUAGUGAACAAAGUUACCUCAACUUCUUCAAGGGGAGGGUGGCUCAGUGACAAUGAUCUCAACAACGAUAAGCUGGACCGAUUCUAUUGGCUGCUGGCUGCUCUCAGCCUCAUCAACUUCUUCAAUUAUCUCUUCUGGUCAAAUUGGUAUUGUUACAACCCCUCUUUAUCGCCCACUAAUACUAAAUCACCCCUAGAAGAUAAAAAAGACUUGGAAAGCAGCAGCAACGUCAAUUGAUCUUCAAACUAGGCAUAUAUACUGAAGCUUCUCAUAAUAUUAUUAUGACUUUUAUUAGCUGCCUAGCUAAUAUUAAGAUUAAUUAACUUUUAAUACGUAGUUUUCUCUUCUUGUAUAUGUAUAAAAUUAAUUAAAACGCAAACCCCCGGGCCUGAUGCAACUAGAUAGAUGCACUACUACUUAAUCUCUUUAGUGCUACAUUUAUAUAUAUUAUUAUCUGUCA